UGGGCAUUACUCAAGCAAAUAAAAGAUGUGACAAUGUAUCAGCUUUGUGUUCUCGAACAGGGAAGAAAUCCACAAGAAUUUACCAGCAUCCAAGCCUGCAGAAAAGACAGAAAUCAACAUGAGCACAGCAGGAAAAGUAAUAAAAUGCAAAGCUGCUGUGCUUUGGGAGCAAAAGAAACCCUUUUCCAUUGAGGAGGUGGAGGUGGCAGCCCCCAAGGCCUAUGAAGUUCGCAUCAAGAUGGUGGCCACAGGAAUCUGUCGCUCAGAUGACCAUGUGGUCACUGGGCAUCUUUUCACACCACUUCCUGUGAUCUUAGGCCACGAGGGAGCUGGCAUCGUGGAGAGCAUUGGUGAGGGGGUGACUGCAGUCAAACCAGGUGAUAAAGUCAUCCCACUGUUUAUUCCCCAGUGUGGAAAAUGCACCAUUUGUAAACACCCAGAAGCCAACUUAUGCUCGCCAAAAGUCCAUCCGGGGACCAUGCAGGACGGCACCACCAGGUUCACCUGCAGAGGGAAGCCCAUCCACCACUUCGCCAGCACCAGCACCUUCUCUGAGUACACAGUGGUGGAUGAGAUCUCAAUAGUCAAGAUCGAUGCAGCCGCACCACUGGAGAAAGUCUGCCUCAUUGGCUGUGGAUUUCCCACUGGUUAUGGGUCUGCAGUCAAAGUUGCCAAAGUCACCCCAGGCUCCACCUGUGCUGUGUUUGGCCUUGGAGGAGUCGGCUUGUCUGUCAUCAUCGGCUGUAAGGCAGCUGGAGCAGCCAGGAUCAUUGGGGUGGAUAUCAACAAAGGCAAAUUUGCAAAGGCCAAAGAGCUGGGGGCCACUGAGUGCAUCAACCCUGAGGACUUCCAGAAACCCAUCCAUGAGGUGCUGAUGGAAAUGAGCGGGGGUGGUGUGGACUUUUCCUUUGAAGUCAUUGGUCGGCUGGACACCAUGGCGGAGGCCCUGUCAUGCUGUCAUGAGGCAUAUGGUGUAAGCGUCAUUGUAGGGGUGCCUCCAGUUUCCCAAAACCUCUCCGUGGACCCCAUGUUGCUGCUGACUGGACGCACCUGGAAAGGGGCACUUUUUGGCGGGUUUAAGAGUAAAGAUUCUGUUCCAAAACUUGUGGCUGAUUUUAUGGCCAAUAAGUUUCCACUGGAUCCAUUAAUAACACAUGUUUUACGUUUUGAAAAAAUAAAUGAAGGAUUUGACCUGCUUCGCUCCGGAAAGAGUAUCCGUACCGUCCUGACAUUUUGAAGCCAUGCGGAUGCUUUCACUUGCACCCGCCUUCUGACUGCCCCAUGGCCUCAUCAUCUAGAGCAUGAGAUCAACUCCAGCACUAACCUGCCCUUCAGAGAUGCUAUCAAUAAAUGCACAUGGGGGUAUUCCAAAAGAAACAGAAAUGCCUGGGAAGCUUUUCUUUAAGUUUGUUAAACACAACUUAUUUCUUAGAGCACUUCAGUUUACAAAAAAAUUGCACAGAAAGUACUCUCCAUAUGCUUAUUCUCCCCCACACUUAUAGGCAAUCUCUCCUUUUAAUGAUAUCUUGCAUUAGUGUGAUACAUUUGUAAAAGUUUCUGACCCAAUUGGUACAUAUUAUUAUUAUUAAUUAAAUCCAUGGGUUACUUUAGGUUCACACUUUGUGUUGCACAGCUCUAUGGGUUUUUUGAAAAUGCAUCAUUUCGUGUACCCAUCAUUACAGUAUCAUACAGAAUAGUUUCCCUGCCCUAAAAGUGCCCUGUGCUUCCUGAAAUCAAUUCUCAAGCAAAUGUUUGAAAUCUAAGUGGGAGAGAAAGAGAAUGAAAUGUUCAGUAUCAGCUGGGUAAUUGAAGCCAGUAAACUUUUCUUCUUGAUCAUUCUA
Messenger RNA from Choloepus didactylus (southern two-toed sloth), 1841 nucleotides. Its product is annotated as alcohol dehydrogenase S chain-like. Bases 119 to 1237 code for a protein of 372 amino acids. NCBI's taxonomy places the organism in Eukaryota, Metazoa, Chordata, Mammalia, Pilosa, Megalonychidae. Gene Ontology annotation, cellular component: cytosol. Gene Ontology annotation, biological process: retinoic acid metabolic process; retinol metabolic process. The record is from RefSeq and is a predicted model, not a curated record. Gene Ontology annotation, molecular function: all-trans-retinol dehydrogenase (NAD+) activity; zinc ion binding. The transcript is spliced from 9 exons.